GUCGAACUUGACUGGGUCCAGCGCAAGGUGCGUCCCAUCUUGAAGGUCUUGAAGCAUCUGAUCAAGGACAAGGCCAUCGACCCGGACGUUACCAGAUAUCUUGAAGAUGUUGAGGAUCACCUCAACCUUUUCCUGGAGGAGGUAAGCCGCAUCAUCGGAGUGUGCAACUCCUUGCGGGAUGAGGUGAACUCCUACAGGGACCGCCAACAGCAAAAGGUGCUUUACGUGUUGACCUUGGUGACGACCCUAGUGAUGCCCACACAUCUCCUCACGGGGAUCUUCGGCAUGAACUGGAUUGACGAGGAGGGACAGCCCGUGGUUCCCGGGUUCGGCGUGAUGGCCGAGAAUCGAGGCUACUACCUCUUCUGGGGUCCCGCCGGCCUGUGUGUGAUUUGGAAGUUGAAGGUUUCGAUCGUGCGGUGA
This is a messenger RNA of Symbiodinium necroappetens, 423 nucleotides long. NCBI's taxonomy places the organism in Eukaryota, Dinophyceae, Suessiales, Symbiodiniaceae. The record is from the annotation of a GenBank genome assembly.